CCUAUUGAGAUACAAGCAUCCAUUGCAUUCAAGAUGUCUCAACGUCAUGCUCUUUCAGACGACCAGGUCGCGGGUGAGCUCCGCAAGAUGACCGCCUUCAUUCGACAAGAAGCUCUCGAGAAGGCUAGGGAGAUCAAUCUCAAGGCAGACGAGGAGUUCGCCAUUGAGAAAUCGAAGCUUGUACGACAGGAAACUGCCGCAAUCGACCAGCUGUACGAGAAGAAGUUCAAACAGGCCAGCAUGUCGCAGCAAAUCACCAAAUCCACGCUUGCCAACAAGACUCGUCUACGGGUUCUCUCUGCCAAACAGCAGCUUCUGGACGAAUUGUUUGAGCGUGCCAGAGGAGAUGUCACUUCUGCUACAAAGGGGAAGAAGGGCGUCAACUACGAGAAAAUAUUGGCCGGUUUGAUUCUGGAGGGCCUCUACGCUUUGAACGAGAGCAAGGUGCAGGUUAGAGCCAGAAAGGCUGAUUAUGCCACCGUCAAGAAGGCGGCCGAGGCCGCUUCCAAGGACUUCAAGGACAAGGUCGGAAAGGAAGUCACCGUCGAGAUCGAUGAGAGUGAACCGCUUGCUGAGGAUUCUGCCGGAGGUGUCGUUGUCCUUGGAAGCAAUGGGAAAAUCGAGUUCAAUAACACACUUGAGGAACGACUGAGAUUACUGGAAGCUGACUCCCUACCCGCUGUCAGAGAGAUGCUCUUCGGCAAGAACGCAAAUCGCAAAUUCCAUGACUGA
This is a messenger RNA of Microsporum canis CBS 113480, 732 nucleotides long. RefSeq names its product vacuolar ATP synthase subunit E. Bases 34 to 732 code for a protein of 232 amino acids. NCBI's taxonomy places the organism in Eukaryota, Fungi, Ascomycota, Eurotiomycetes, Onygenales, Arthrodermataceae. Gene Ontology annotation, cellular component: proton-transporting two-sector ATPase complex, catalytic domain. The record is from RefSeq and is a predicted model, not a curated record. Gene Ontology annotation, biological process: proton transmembrane transport. The transcript is spliced from 3 exons. Gene Ontology annotation, molecular function: proton-transporting ATPase activity, rotational mechanism.